UGGAAGAAGGCAGAUGCGCGGUUGGUGGUUGCGAUUUAAGGGACAGUACACUUCCACAUUGCGUGCACUUGUCGCGCGAAGGGUCUCCCACGAGUGGAAGGUGCCUCGGGCACUUGUGAGAUGCGCGCAAGCAGCAUAGGCUGACGAAAUGGCUCUACGAAGCCGGGCCAAAGGUAGCAUCCUCGGCUACACUUCGGGAAGGCAGUACGACGGUGAUGUUGGCUUGAGAAACGCUUUGAUGCGCGACGGACUCGUCUUCGGUGCCGAUCUGUACCGGAAAGACCUCUACGCGCACUAUGGAUGUGUCAACGCCAUCGAGUUCUCCAAUGACGGGGAAUGGCUUGUGUCGGGGGGAGACGACCAGCGGGUGCUGUUGUGGAAUGUGCAAGAAGCCAUUUCGGGUCCAGGUCGGCCACAAGCCAUGAAGGGGCACCACAACAGCAACAUCUUUUGUCUCUGCUUUGACUCGUGUCACAAGACUGUAUUUUCUGCUGGUAAUGAUGAACAAGUUGUGAUACAUGACGUUGCAACGGGCGUCACAAAGGAUGUGUUUUUGCACGACGAAGCAGUGUACGGCCUGUCGGUGCAGCCUGGCAACGACUUUGUGUUCGCCAGUGCGAGCGAUGACGGUUCCAUUCUCGUGUAUGACGUGAGGGAGCCACGGUCCUCGGAUCCCCUACUCUUGGCCACCUCGACGUCACCCUUCCACGCCGUGACGUACAACCCGGUCGAGCCGCGACUCCUGGCCACUGCCAACUCACGGGAAGGUGCGGCCCUUUGGGACGUACGAUGCCCGCGCCGCUACUUGCUCUGCUAUGACGGUGCCAUGUCGCAGAGUGCCAUGAGUGUGCGCUUCAACAGCCGGGGCACCCAGGUGCUCGUCCUGCGGAGGCGUCGACCACCAGCCGUUUUUCAGAUUCAGUGCCGGCAACCCGUGGUGCAGAUGCACCACGUGGACUACUGCAACUCCUGUACCAUGAAGAGCUGCUGCUUUGCGGGGCAGCGGGAUGAGUACGUCAUGUCUGGCUCGGACGACUUCCAGCUCUACGCCUGGAAGCUGCCUGACGACAUUGAGGAGAGCGCAGAUCUCUGUGAUGCAAAGAGCAGAUGGGUGGGGCAGGCUCAUCUGGUGCUACAGGGACACCGGUCCAUCGUGAACCAGGUGCGCUUCAACAAGACUGCCAUGGUUGUUGCAUCGUCGGGUGUCGAGAAGAUGAUAAAGCUGUGGAGCAGCCUGCCGCUCCCAGGUGGUUCGCGUUGCACCCGCUCCGAGAGGCGGCGCCGGCGUUUCACGUACCAGGAGUAUGUCCAUCUUGUGCUGGAGAGUGGCCAGCUGUCCAACCAUGAUUACAGCCACAAGUCAGUGGAGGAAGACCCUCGCAUGAUGGCCUUCUUUGACACCUUGGUUCAACGAGAUGCUGAGGGUUGGUCGUCCUCCGAUUCAAGCCAGUGCAAUAGAGUGAGGACUUUAUCGUCAUCAUCGUCGUCGUCAUCAUCCUCUUCUUCAUCGUCAUCAUCAUGCGACUCAUCUAGCGAAGAUGAAAAGACCAAUUUGCAGCUGCUACGCCUUCAUCAGUUGAGGCAACGAGUCAACACGUCAGACAGUGAAGACGGCUGGGUGCAAUCCAGCCCCACUCUACCGCCUCCUGGAGAACCAGAAGAGGAGCCACAGUCUAGCCAGCCAGCGGGCGAGUCCAGCAGUCCCACAACCAGUGAGCACGCCGGCAGACCAGAGUUCAAGCGGCCUCGGUGUGGCUUCCGCAACCAGCGCUCGUACAGGAAACGACGGCGGAGCGGGAGCUCGGACAAGCAGUGACCACACGAAAGCCAUGGGGGG
Molecule: messenger RNA, 1837 nt
Organism: Rhipicephalus microplus (southern cattle tick)
Lineage: Eukaryota; Metazoa; Arthropoda; Arachnida; Ixodida; Ixodidae
Product: DDB1- and CUL4-associated factor 5
Biological process (GO): negative regulation of fatty acid biosynthetic process
Cellular component (GO): Cul4-RING E3 ubiquitin ligase complex; cytoplasm
Molecular function (GO): protein binding
Source: RefSeq, a predicted model, not a curated record